Orcinus orca (killer whale) is the source of this 1176-nucleotide messenger RNA. RefSeq names its product leucine-rich repeat-containing protein 37B-like. Lineage: Eukaryota; Metazoa; Chordata; Mammalia; Artiodactyla; Delphinidae. The record is from RefSeq and is a predicted model, not a curated record. The transcript is spliced from 2 exons. The coding region runs from base 1 to 1176 and encodes 391 amino acids.
AUGUGGCUCCAGCUCCUCACUGGCCUGGGUCACUGCGCCUGGGAGCCGCUGCACGUUAUGUCCCGGCUGCGCCUUUGGUUGCCACGGCUCUUCCUCACGUGGCUACAACUGUGGCUUCAAGUCCAAGCAGUUCAGCCUCCGGAGUGGGCCCUGGGCCCCGUCCAGGUGACCCCCAACUCCCCGCGGCUGACAGAGGCUUGGUCUUCAUACGCCUCAGACCCCCCUCCCAAAUUGCCCCAUGCCCUUACACCCCUGGCAGAAGCCGGGGGCUUUAAUUACUUGACGACCUCGUCUCCAGUCCUGAUGGUGGCCCCGCCUCAUCGGGAGUUGACUGAGACUGAGUUUCCAUACCCGGACACGGAUUCAGUUGCAGAGCUGCCUACAGGGCCAGAUCGGUUUGCUGUUCCACAUCAGGAUCUGAAUAACAAGCAAACCCAACAUCAAAAGAUCCCAGAGGCGGUUCCAGUGCCAGACUGGGGUCAGAAUCAGCCCUUGGUUCUGCCUUCUCGACACAAAAGUAAGACUACACACAUAGGUCUAGGUCAGGCUGAAGGUCACCAAUCAGUUGAAAUACCUGUUCCACCUCUAGGUAGUAAGAGCUCAAAACCAAUGAAGUUUAUUGUUUCUCCCCCAAACCUGAAGAAAGAUCGAGUUCAGCACCAAUGGCUUGCCAAAGUUGUUGUUGGAACUACAGGCCAAUUUGAAAAAACCACUCAGGGUUUAGAACGACAGUUGCAGGCUGAUUAUUUAGAUCCCAGUAUGGAUGCCUUUCAUCUUGAGGAGAGCCUAUCUAGGGCUUUUCUGGGUAGCCCAGAUGAACCUCCAGAGCCCCCAGAGGAAGCUGAAAUUUCUCCAUCCCAGCAGGAGGCCCAAACUCGUCCUCCAGAGCUCACUGAGGAGGCUGAAUCUUUACCCCAGCAAGAGGCCCCCGCUCAGCAUCCACAGACCCCUGAGGAGGUUGAAUGUCUUCCACCCCAGGCAGAGACCCAGGCUCAGCAACCAGAGCCCACUGAAGAGGUAGAACCACCUCCACUUCAGCAGGAGGCUCCAUCUCAGCCUUCAGAGGCCCCUGAGGAACUAGAAACUCCACGUCCUCAGGAGGCCCUAACCCAGGUUUUGGAGACACGUAAGGAGGUUGUAGUUCAAAUAGUAGCACAUCAUGGGCACUUACCGUAA